CUAAACCCAAAUUCAUCACUCAUUAGCUUGGAUUCCAGCACCAUGGCAAGAUCUUUGCUGGGCCUCCUAUUGCUCUUUUGGUUUCUUCCAGCCACCUGGCUAACACCGCAGACACCGCAGACACCGCUCGCGCAGACGCGGCUCGCGCAGACGCGGCGUGCCGCCACAGCGCGGCUUCCGCGGCGGGCGGAGCCUUCAGCGGCAAAGAAGAAGACGCGCGAGGAGGAGAAGGAGCUGAGAGAGGAAAUAUCGUUUUUUGAAUAUGUUUGAAGCAGCUGAGUGUUUCUGUCUUGGAAGAAAUCCUGUACCACCUGGAUGCCCUCCGCACCGAAACCCUCUUCCAGGAGUCGGAACGAAUGGUUGGAGAGUCUGUGGGGGACUACAAAGUGGAGUAUCUCGUCUUCCUUUUGGUCUUGGUGGUUGCUGGCACCGUCUUCAACCCCUUCCAGUGAAAACAGGAUGAGGACAGAGAGGAGCGCCGGUGGUGGAGUUUUUUCUUUUCUGCGGUGAGACGAUGGUUUGAUGUCAACGUGAGCGGUGCGCGGUUUUGUGCGAAAAA
Messenger RNA from Durusdinium trenchii, 559 nucleotides. NCBI's taxonomy places the organism in Eukaryota, Dinophyceae, Suessiales, Symbiodiniaceae. The record is from the annotation of a GenBank genome assembly.